AUGAAAUUCGUAUACAGUCUCGCAGCGCUGGCUCCACUGCUAGACUUCACAAGCGCUGGUAAAAUUCGCUUUGGAUGUUCUCAGCUCGCCUACGGCGUGUUUGAUCCUCUGGUCUUCCCCGGGCAAACCACGGCUGGUCACCUGCAUCAGUUCAACGGAGGGAAUGGCUUGAAUUACACCCUUGAUCUGGCAGAUGUCUCCCCCGAAUCUUCCUGCACAACAUGUACAUUUGCCGAGAAUUUCUCUAACUACUGGACCGCGACGCUCUUCUUCAAGGCCCGCAAUGGAACAUACCACCGGGUCCAGCAGAUUCCCAACAGCGGAUUCGAACAAGGCACUGGUGGUGUGACAGUUUACUAUGCCUACCCAGAUGAUGGGCGGAAGGUCACUUCGUUCCCGGCUGGUUUCCGCAUGCUUGUCGGCAACCCCAGUGCCCGCUCGUCCAAGGAGAGGGCAAAGUCUGGCACAUUAACCUACUCCUGCUUGACAUCGCUUACAAGCAGGCCAACGGGCACAAGCUCGAUGCCAACUGAACCAUGCGCAGCCGGGAUCAUGGCGAACAUACGGUUCCCGCAGUGCUGGAAUGGUAAAGACCUCGACUCUGAGGAUCACAGGAGUCACGUGGCAUCUGCCGACGCCAAGGUCGAGAGUGGCGGCGUGUGCCCUUCAGACUUCCCGGUGCUGCUUCCGGAGAUCUACAUGGAAGUCGUCUGGGAUACUACGCCAUUCAAUGACCCGUCUAUCUGGCCGACCGAUGGAUCUCAGCCAUUCGUCUGGAGCCAAGGCGACCUUACCGGGUUCGGGGCUCAUGCAGAUUACAUUUUCGGCUGGGAAGGGGACAAAUUGCAGCAGGCCAUGGACGACAAGUGUAAAAAUAUGAAUUGUGCCGCACUGAAGACCCAGAGCAUCGCCGAUGGCAAAAGCUGUGCCAACACACUUUCCCCUGCGCCGGCGGCGCAGCUCGAUGAGUGGCUGGACACCCUGCCGAACAACAUCGUGGUCAAUUAG
This is a messenger RNA of Diaporthe amygdali, 1008 nucleotides long. RefSeq lists its product as uncharacterized. The record is from RefSeq and is a predicted model, not a curated record. The transcript is spliced from 2 exons. Lineage: Eukaryota; Fungi; Ascomycota; Sordariomycetes; Diaporthales; Diaporthaceae. Bases 1 to 1008 code for a protein of 335 amino acids.